Messenger RNA from Portunus trituberculatus (swimming crab), 3307 nucleotides. Its product is annotated as opsin-5-like. The record is from RefSeq and is a predicted model, not a curated record. Gene Ontology annotation, biological process: G protein-coupled receptor signaling pathway. The coding region runs from base 978 to 2576 and encodes 532 amino acids. The transcript is spliced from 9 exons. NCBI's taxonomy places the organism in Eukaryota, Metazoa, Arthropoda, Malacostraca, Decapoda, Portunidae. Gene Ontology annotation, cellular component: membrane. Gene Ontology annotation, molecular function: G protein-coupled receptor activity.
CUCCUCUUGCCUCCUCGCCCGCCAGCCAGCCAGCCAACCAGCCCGCCAACCAGCCCAGCCCGCGCCUUCCCUCACGUUUCCCUCACACCACCUGUUUCCCAUACCACACUCCCACCCGUGACAGCUAGAGUGACACACCUCCACUUACAUUACAUACAAAAUCAAAUCUUGACACUUAUUUUUACACCUAUACACGCAUCUCAAGCAGUCCGCGGAUACUACUACUAUUUCCACUACUACUACGCUUACUAUUUAGUCAUGAAAUCUGCACUUGAUGAUAAGGAAAAUGCUACUUUUUUGUUCCGCCAACUUACCGGGAAUGUCUUGGAAAACACGUGAAGCUGAGAGGAAGGAGCUGUGGCAGUGAUGAAGCGGGGGGCGGCAGGUGCGGCGUUUGGCAAGACUCUGUGCCACGCGACUUCUGCUGGCACUCGUCGCCGCUCACGAUGCACGGAAUAAGCAAGGAAUUCGUGGAUAAGAGUGAUCCGAAAAAGUAGAUUAAAAAACUAGGUUAGAUAGUGUUGGAUAUUAACAAAAAUACAUAAUUCCUGAAAGUAAGAGACUGUGAAAGAGAGAUACAGUACAGUCGUGAGAAACCAAACUAAAGUGAUCGAAACAAGAAUAUAUAAACAUGUAAAAAAACUGUCGUACUUUCUCCUUUCUCUCAAAAAAAAAAAAAAGCAAUACCUUAAGUGAAAGAAAACGAGAGAUAAAUCAACAGCGUGAGAAAUACAACAAUAGAAAUAUGUAAAACUAAAAACUCUGCUCUUUCCUCUUAACCCUUCCGUUUCUUACUCACCUCACGUGCUCCAGGCCUGUUGCAAGUGUGAAGAAAACGAGGUGAAGAUCGGUAAGGCCCAUGCACGAGGUUCUGCUUAACGGACCACGACAAACUUCUUAAAGCCUGCCUCUCCUCCCCCGUCACCUAGCCUGCCUACCUGCCUGCCGCCGCGCACCCUGACAGAGAGGUGAAGCUGAUGAACAAGAUGACACAAGACGGCGUGGCGGCAGCUGUGGCGGCGGUACACUCCCCCAUCAGCACGCCACCAGCAGCAGGCCCCUCCCCCGCCAUGGCUUCCCUCCCCACAGACCUGCCCGGGGCCUGCAAUGUGACCUACUCUGAUAAGUUCGAUUCCCGCCUGGUGUGGUACGAGGACCAUAUCGUGGGGGGCUUUCUCAUCCUGGUUGGAAUAACGUCACUGUUAGGGAAUGGGACCACUAUAGUUAUGUUCUACCGAAAGCUACGCCACCUGACUGCCGCUGAGGUGCUGCUGCUCAAUAUGGCUGUGAUGCACCUCUGCCUUGCCAUCUUCAGCUACCCGUGCCCGACCAUCUCCAGCUUCGCCCACCGCUGGCUCUUCGGCAACGUAGGGUGCCAAAUAUACGGAUUCGUCUGCUACACACUGGGCAUUGCAACCAUCGUGUCCAUGGUGGCCUUGGCGGUGGUCCGGUAUCUGAAGACUUGCACUCACACCUACAGCAGAAGACUCACGGCGCAGCAUAUGAAGGUGGUGCUGCUGGCGGUGUAUUUCUAUUCCCUCUUCUGGUCCAUCUUGCCCUUCCUCUCCCUGGGCAAGGCUUACGAGGUGGAGCCCUUUGGGACGUCCUGCACCCUACACUGGGCCUCCGACGAGAAGGCCACGCAGGUUUACAUCCUAGUAGUGGUGGUAAUGGUGGUGGUGGCGCCCUUCAUGGUGAUGUUCUGGUGCUACCUGGAGAUCCUGCUAAUGGUGAGACGCAACCAUCGCAAGAAGAUGUACAUGGCUAAGAGAUCCGGGAACUCUCAGGGGCGCACCGAGCUUCAGCUAACCCUGGUGUCAGCUCUCGUGUGCCUGGGCUAUCUGGUGGCGUGGCUCCCUUACACCGUGGUCUCGGUCUCCUACGCCUUACUGAAACGGGAGGCGCCAGUCUACUUUGCCCUGGCUCCCGUCCUCCUCGCCAAGUCAUCCUGCGCCUACAAUCCUAUAGUGUACGUCUUCGUCAACGCCAGAUACAGACAACAGAUGAGAGAAAUUCUGUGCGAGACCCUGCAGACCCUCUUGUGUUGGCGCACCUCCCCUCAGGUCAACACAGAGGCUCAGGCGGCAGGUAAGUCAAACACCUCACAAGACAUCAACUCAUCGCGCACUCUCGGCAUGAACCAAGAGUCAAUGCUCAUGGAGGAGGUGCAGCCGCUCACCAACACUGCAGCUGCCUCCAUCAAGUCCCUCAACUCCACGCAGGCCACCACACCUUGCCACCUCCCACCAGAACCCUCCCCCUCCUCACAGAAGAGCUUGGAGGAGGAGCAGCAGGAGGCACAACAGGAGACGCAGAAGGAGGAGCGGAAGGAGGAAACGGAAGAGGCAGUGUUAUCCCAAGGGAUGCCUACUCCAGAACAGGAUGCACCUACACCCCAUGAGAAGUCCCCAACGUUAAGUUCCAAUGUCUUUCAUUCUCUGUACGGCUUUCAGGAGGGCGGCGAGAGGUGCAGGGAGUGUGAAGAGGCGUCCUGUAAUCAUUAUCAGCAACAAUCGAAGGAGGGACGAAAGGAGCAGCCAACCAGUGCUUCUGUUCACAGCGAGCGAAAGGACUAAAGGCUUGGAGAUUGGAGACACCAGUGAAAGGCUUCAACUGUUGUCUCUUCCCCGCAGCCUCCGAUGAGAGAGCGGUUUUUAUCCCUUCCUACUCAUGCCCACUCAUGUUCGCUGGGGACUCAAUGAAAGGCGGGGAAAAGUGACAACAAUAAUUAUGGGUCGCAUUUCUGGAAGUCCUGUCAGUGUUGGUCCAAGAGCCUUCCGAGGGGUUUCUAUCCCUUCCCACUCAUGUAAUAUCGCUGUACGCUCGCUGGGGACUCAAUAAAAGGCAGGAAAAAGUGAGCAAUGACUAGAAUAUUUGUGGGUCGUAUUUCUGGUAGUCAUGUAGCGGUGUUUGUUCAAGAGCCCAAGAUUCGGUCAAAUACUUCCUACUGAUGCAUCCAAAGCGUGCCAGAACACCAAGAACUUAGCGCUAAGGACACCAGAGAUUCAUCAACGCCCGGCAGUUCUUCACCUUGAGAUGACUUGUGAGGUGAAGACAACGCUAAAUGACGUCCCCAGCCUACCAUUCUUGACGCUCCACAAUGACGCUCUUGCUUGACGUUCCAGUGACGCUUUUUGGUGACGUUUAUUUUUGUUGAUGUUCCUUGCUGACACUGUCGCUGCUUCGUUUCCCGUCACAUGCACCACGCUACGAUGUCCCGUUUACUAAGAUUUCUCUGCGGCACACCUAGCUCUGUCUCCAAAAGGCUACACUUACAGUUGUAUGAGUUCUUAACACCUUCAGUACC